AGCAAUGGAAGAUGGAACAGAUUUAUACCUGUCACGUUUUGACAGGGACAACUAUAUUUGAUUGCGAAUAAUGACUUGAAAGUUUUUUACUGUGCUUUGCUGAACAUUUUGCUUCACUUUUCCAAAAAAGGAACAUGGUGAAGAACUUAAGCAGAUUAGUCUCCACAAAAUUCUCGAUAUCUUUCGACUCUUAACAUGUCAGUACUGUAAAGUUUGUAUUUGUGUCAUUAUACGUGUGAAAACGAUAUGUUUUAUUUUGCUGUUUAGCUGGCGAAUGUUGUGAGUAAUGUCGUACUUUCCUUCCUGCAAGACAUUUCAAUCCAAACAAAUGGUACCAAUUACAUGAAAAUGACAACAACAAAACAAUGAAUGUCUGUCAUUUGAAAAGAAGACCUUUGUAUAUUUUUUAUAGUGUUAAUAGAGAUGUAUAACAUUUGUAAGACUUUUUUCAUAGCUUUUCCACCUAAACCAUUAAUCAAUCCUCAAGAAAAACUAAAUCAAGAUAAACAACAGUUGUUGUUUUUAAUUAAAACCGUGUGGUACAAAGGUAAAAAUAUAUUGUCGACUUGUUAUAUAUUUCCACAAAAAGAAAGACAAACAUAUUUGCUCAAGAAAAUUUGUCCUUUCAUGAGCACAUCUGACCUUUUGAUUUAAUUUUGUUACUAUUAUUCCGAUCAAUGAAUUUCGGUGCAUGAACAAUUCACCAUUUUCAAAUUCGUUUGUCAAUAUUUUCAAUGUUGCAACAUGCAUAUGUGAAUGAAUGAUACCGCACGUAAUAUCACCGAAUGCAGUUGCAUUGAAUUUCGUCAAUUGGCUGAUUUAUCAGCUCAAAGCCAAAGGCUCGGCGCCCUUGUUGUUCGUUAAUAUAUCGAUGGGGCAUCCUCAAAGAGUAAUGAUUACUCUCGGCGAGAGGUUCUGCUAUCAGUCAAGCAUAGUUAUUUGUUCUUUUCAUUAUUUCACCAUCAACUGUUACCGUUGGCCGGUAUAAAUCCAUUGUUUUUUCAGAGGUUCUAGAUAUUUCAUAAAAAUUAGGAGCCUCUAUAUCCUCUGGAUCUUUUCAAUCAGACUAGAGCGUUGUGCACAUAAAACAGUCCUCAUAACCAAGACCGUUUUCUGCAGACAGUGAGACAGCUCAAAGCUGUCUAGAACUAUUUCAGUUGUACAUGAGCCUUGUGCUGGCGAUUUGCAUUCUAAUUCGAAAAUAGCUCGUUUAAAUUCGCCUGUGACACAAUUACUAACAUAGCAAUCAAAACUAUCAAAUACACGAUUAUAGCCGAAUCCGUUGUAAUUCCAAUGUCUCACUCCAUCUUCCUGCUGCAACGGGAAUCUUGUCUUCAUCAUUGGCAUGUUGCUCUGAAGAAUCUAUCAUUUUGACACGAUCGCAGAAAGAUUAGAAUGACAAAAUACAUGCGAAGUGGUCAGCAUCAAUCUUUGCAAACAGAAAAAUACACAUUAUUUUAGUGCAUAUCUAUUGCAGUAAAUCCAAUAGUACCCGUUCUUGACAGAUAAAAGAAGAGAGUUCUGUUAUUCUUCUAAAACAUCCGCUAAUAGCUCUUAUUUCUAAUCAAUACACUUUAAAGUUCAUAGCUGUGUUCCUAUUUGUACACUUAUUUUUUAUGUUUAUGAGCUAAUUUUUUCCUAAAGUACAUUCAUUUUCGAUACCCUGUUACCUCCUAUCAUGAUUGAUGUAGGAUUCUAAUAAUUUCCUAGCAGGAUCUGAGAUGUUAGGCUUCUACCAGGAAUCUGGAGCAGAUCCUAACAUUUAGUAUCCUGCCAGGAUUUUGUUUCUUAAUCACUAAAGGUAGUCAAUCUCUGGUUGAAGUAAUUAAUGUAUACGCACCAUUUUUGAAUGUGUUUUACAGUUACAAAGAAAUAUCAGGUAACUUUUGGUCAAACAAUGGGAACGGAUGAAGAAAUUUCACGAGAGAUAGGAACACACAAGCAAUCCUAUGAAAUUGCUUUCAAGAAUACGGUUUUUGAUGCCGUAUUUUUACCAAAGCGUCUUGACAAUAGUUGGGCACACCUGAUCUCCGAACUGAUCAAUGCCGGGCGUUCAGAAAAGUUUUGAGCGUAUCAGAGUUUCUAGAAGCGGAAAUUAGCUGAGACUUUUUAUAGAAACAAUAGUUUCCAAUGAUGUCAGUAGGAGAAAAAUAAAAUGGAUAUAGUUGUCUGGAACUUUUUGUUUUUCAUUAUAAAAUGAGUCGAAAUUCGGCAAAGUUUUCGUUGAAGAUGUAUACGGCCAUUCUGAAUGUAACAGAUUUACUCUUUUUCUUUGUCCGUGACGCUUCAAAGGCAAAAGAACUUGAGAACUUGUUUCUACUACAGAAUUGUACAAGACACUUAGCUCUACCAACGUUGAGAAAAAAAUAGAUUUCGUUGGAACGCUACGCCAAGCAAGACGAAAUGCCUGGCGUAACGGAUUUACAAAAACAGAAGUGAACUUUGAAGUAUCCGAGAAAAGGGAAAAGUUCAGCGAUUGUCUACACUCACGAUGGGAUUAUAAUAGCUGAUUUUGUAGCUCGGACUUCGAACGUCCCUAUGGUGCAAACCGGAGGAAAAACUACCGCUUUGUCAUCGAGAAAUCUUCAAAGCAAAAAACGCAACGAACUUCCACGUUUUUGCAGUUUUUCGGCUGAACUGCAUCACCUUCGAAUUUCAAUAAAAUAGCAAAUUCCAAGUGUCAGAGGUGCAAGCGGUACCGGUAUGAAUUAUAACGGCGACCGGUAUACCAGCAUUAGUAUGAAGUAUAAUCAAUCGGUCGAUAUUACUGGUAUUUUGUGGUAUGAUACGAUUUGGCGAAAACUAUCGUGUAAAUUCAGUUCAUCUAUGAGAUAUUUCUGUAAACAAGGAAAAAGUGUUUGUAUUUAGGCAAAACACGAUCAAGACAAGCUGAUACCGAUCGGUACCGGUACGAAAUUUGUAUACCGGUGAUCGGUACCGGUAUCGCGUUUUUGAUACCGGUUACGCCCCUGCUCUAUGUGUCUAAACCCGCACAUUUCUAAUUAAAAUGAGACUUCUUCCAGCUCUACAUGAUCUUUCUUUACAAAGUUAUAGAAUUUACAAGAGGAGCCUUAAAUUAACUACUUCUUAUUUCUGUAGCUUUGAGCUGACAAUGCAUAUUUAGAGCUUCUCUUCUCUUCUAUAACUUUGCAAAGAAAUGUAGAGUUGGGAGAUGUCUCAUUUUAAUCGGAAAUGUGCGGACUAUAAUUAUGUCUCAUUAAGGAACGGGUUUGGCUAUUUAUUAGAUUUUCUGAAAAACUGGCUUUUCACAAAACCGCGCCUUCAACAGCCAUAGGGGAAAAUUCUUUUAGGGUAUUUACUACUUCAUUGAGGUCUAUCGAUCCAUGUACAAAGCAUUUGAAUCGGAAAUGGGCAUCUCGGGAGGUUCCCUCGUAAGUCUAUUUAAAAGUAAAUUAAAAUAAGCCACUUUUACACCAGCUCAUUUACAACGGAAGAAUCCGCUACUGAGUUGAUCGGUUCAGAAGUUCUGCAGACAGCAAAAUAGUGACUUGAUUCUUUCAGGAAUAACGAUUUACGCUUAGUCUUACUCGAAAUAGCGUAAGAACUUCACGGAUACAACACUUCUAGCAAACGCUUUUCUGCCGAAUCUUCGUAAAAAUGAUAUUUGAAAAUUAUGCGCCUUGACAAACGACUUUGAAAAUGGUGAAUUGUUCUAUGACAGUACAUAGCUUAAUCGUUCAUGUACCGAAAUCCAUCGAUCGGAAUAAUAGUAACAAAAUUAAAUCAAAAAGUCAGAUGUGCUCAUGAAAGGACAAAUUUUCUUGAGCAAAUAUAUUUGUCUUUCUUUUUGUGGAAAUAUAUAAUAAGUCGACAAUAUAUUUUUACCUUUGUACCACACGGUUUUAAUUAAAAACAACAACUGUUGUUUAUCUUGAUUUAGUUUUUCUUGAGAGCUGAUUAAUGGUUUAGGUGGAAAAGCUAUGAAAAAAGUCUUACAAAUGUUAUACAUCUCUAUAAACGCUAUAAAAAAUAUACAAAGGUCUUCUUUUCAAAUGACAGACAUUCAUUGUUUUGUUGUUGUCAUUUUCAUGUAAUUGGUAACCACGAGCAGUAGACUCAAUGGUAUAUAGUAGACCUAAACAUCGCCAUUUGUCAUCUUUGAAAUUUAUGUUGGGUUCUAGGAUGUGAAUGAAGAUUCUUUGUAUUCUUACGCAACACCGAAACAAAGUGAUUAUCCUCUGUUACCGGUUGCUCGAAGUAAUAUACCUGAUCGAAGUUACCAACAAGAGCAACGACUAAUGAAUCGAACAAUUAGUUGGAAUCCAACAUUACAAGAGCAUUCUGCAGCAAGAGUUUCUUACAUUGAACCACAGUUUAAAUCUCCUUCCGCCGCUCAGAUGGUUCGAUCGAAUGCUAGCAUGGCUCCUCAAAAUGUGAAUCAGAUAAACAAGGCGGAUAUGGCUAUUGGGGAAAAAGCAUUGAAUGCUUCGUGUAGUAUGGGUAACGUACGUGCUAAGUUAACGUCGACGAAUAUCGUCUUUUUGAUGGUUGGCAUCAUAUUGUGUGGUAUACCACUGGCUGUAAUGACGACUCUCUGUUCACGUUCAUCGUCAACGGCAACUGCGACAGCAAGCAGUGUUACGGUUAGUACGGGUGGUCUUGAGGGAUUUCAGAUUCCCGUUGCUUAG
This is a messenger RNA of Didymodactylos carnosus, 4649 nucleotides long. The record is from the annotation of a GenBank genome assembly. NCBI's taxonomy places the organism in Eukaryota, Metazoa, Rotifera, Eurotatoria, Philodinida, Philodinidae.